Molecule: messenger RNA, 519 nt
Organism: Uncinocarpus reesii 1704
Lineage: Eukaryota; Fungi; Ascomycota; Eurotiomycetes; Onygenales; Onygenaceae
Exons: 3
Coding region: 1-519 (172 amino acids)
Biological process (GO): endoplasmic reticulum to Golgi vesicle-mediated transport
Cellular component (GO): cytoplasm; TRAPP complex; nucleus
Source: RefSeq, a predicted model, not a curated record
AUGGGGUUUCCAUCUAUAGCAUGCAUUGGAAUCGUUGGCAAAUCGGAUAAUCUCCUCCAUAUUUCGGUAUUCCAACCCCAUGACAACAACCAGCUGGAAUUUUCAUUAGCUCUCAACUCAGCGCUCGAUAUAUUUGAGUUGCGGCAACGUGAAACUUCGGUCGACCAAGAUUUUGGGUUGCUACAUGCUUUGGAUGAGAGAUUUGCGGUUUAUGGCUGGUUGACAAACACAAAGGUGAAGCUUCUCAUCAUUGUUGAUUUGGGGGGGAAACAAACUCCGGAGAAGUUUGCUCUCCUCGUCGGCCUUCGAGAUUCCGAUCUAAAGCCAGCUUUUCGAGCUUUGCAGACUGCUUAUGUCAGGCUCUUGCAAAACCCAUUCUACAAUCCGGAAGAAGGGGAUGCCGAUGGCAAAGAGUCCAUGUGCAAUAUCAAAAUUAAAGACCGUCGUUUCAUUGCUGAAGUGAAUCAUAUUGGAGAGACAUGGGCACCCGGAGUACUGAACUUGGAGGCUCUUCCGUGA